AUCUCCUACCUUCCACUUCCAAUUGCAACAAACUUCAGCACAUCCAAAACUAUGCACCAAAGCCAAAACUCAGUUCCAAAAUAACAAUGGAAACUAACUCCCUUAGCCUCCUUCUACAAGACCCAAAUGACUUCCAAUCUAACUUCAAUUCCCUCUUCAACAAUCUCAACACUUCCCUUUUAUCCACCCACAAAAAUAAUCCCAAAUCAAGAAACCAUCAUUUCAGUCCCAAAUUCAAGUUUUCCUCAACUUCCCUUUCAAUUGAAGCACAAACCAAAAACCCCACUUCAAAUUUUCUAAAACCCACCACUAAAGACUCCCAAAAAGUUCAAAUUUUAUUCAAGAAUCUAUCUGUUGUUGAAAGAGCACUUAUUGGUGCAGGUGGUGGUGGCAUUGCUGGUGCAUUUACAUAUGUAUGUCUUCAUCCACUUGAUACAAUUAAAACUAAGCUUCAAACUAAAGGGGCAUCUCAAAUUUACACUGGGACAAUUGAUGCUAUUGUACAGACAUUUCAAAGUAAAGGAAUUCUUGGUUUUUACAGUGGUGUUUCUGCUGUAAUUGUUGGGUCUACUGCUUCAUCUGCUGUGUAUUUUGGGACUUGUGAGUUUGGUAAAUCGAUUUUGUCGAAAUUCCCACAAUACCCUUCUGUGCUUAUACCACCUACAGCUGGUGCAAUGGGGAAUAUUGUCUCAUCUGCUAUAAUGGUGCCUAAGGAAUUGAUUACUCAGAGAAUGCAAGCUGGUGCUAAAGGGAGGUCUUGGCAGGUGUUAAUGAGAAUCUUGGAAAAAGAUGGAAUUUUGGGGCUGUAUGCUGGAUAUAGUGCUACAUUGUUGAGGAAUUUGCCUGCUGGGGUCUUGAGUUAUUCAUCAUUUGAGUACUUGAAAGCAGCAGUAUUGAGUAAAGUGAAGAAGGAACGCUUGGAGCCGUUUCAGAGUGUUUGUUGUGGGGCAUUAGCUGGUGGAAUAUCAGCUUCACUAACAACCCCUUUGGAUGUGGUGAAGACUAGGUUGAUGACUCAAGUUCAUUCUGAUGGAAUCUCGAUUAUUGUUAGACAGAUAUUGAAAGACGAAGGGUGGGUUGGUUUUACGCGAGGAAUGGGUCCUAGAGUACUUCAUAGUGCUUGUUUUUCAGCUCUAGGGUACUUUGCAUUUGAGACAGCUAGGCUUACGAUUUUGGAUCAGUAUCUGAAGCAUAAGGAGCUAGAGAAAUUGGUUCCUGCAGAUGAUCCAGCCCAGGCCGAUUAGAAUGUAUGAGUAAUGGUUCUUAAAUACAGCUGUUAAAACCUUUUAUGCAUUAAAUGAAGCAGUAACCCUAUCCGGGACUUCUCUCUUCAGUUAUGCAUGCCUGUCAAUUCUAAUCUCCUCAUCGGCGGCAAGAAUCCUACCUUGUAAUUCCUGCAACUAGUUCAUCGACUAAGCUAUUUUAAGGCAAUGAAUAGGAUACAAUAAAUAAUUAUUUCGGAAAGAGUGUCUCCUCCUCGGCACGGUCUCAUAGUUGUGCUCCUCAGCUUUUGAAAAUUUUCAUCCUUAGAAAAGCUGUUCAGGCUGAUUGUAUUUAAGCCAAGAAAGGCUUGUUGAUGCUCUAAAGUACCAACAUUUUCAAUAUGUUUCCAGUUUCAUCAAGGAAGAAUUUUUGUAUAUCACACCUCAAUAAGUGAUGCUCUUAGAAGCUAGCUUCUAUCAAUUCAACAAUGACUUUGUUGGAGUGAA
This is a messenger RNA of Lycium barbarum (goji berry), 1709 nucleotides long. RefSeq names its product protein MITOFERRINLIKE 1, chloroplastic. Gene Ontology annotation, cellular component: mitochondrial inner membrane. Bases 87 to 1244 code for a protein of 385 amino acids. The record is from RefSeq and is a predicted model, not a curated record. Lineage: Eukaryota; Viridiplantae; Streptophyta; Magnoliopsida; Solanales; Solanaceae. Gene Ontology annotation, molecular function: S-adenosyl-L-methionine transmembrane transporter activity. The transcript has 3 exons.